GCGCUGCUCGCGUGGAUGCCGUCUAACCAUAGUCCAGUUCCAAACUUCUUCUUCGGAGUUCUUUCCGCCGUGCCUUCUUGAACCAACCCCGCUUCCUGUGGGCUGGACGCGUGAGGCGCGUAAGCGGCGUGAGGUGCGGGACACCCAGCAGCAGUGCUGAGAGUGCGUGGUGCAGUUGAGUGUACAGCGAUGAUUAUGAAUUGACUCCACGACACGACCAGCGCACCACCCACGGCACUGCGGAUUCAAGCGCAGCAGCGCCGCGUCGAGGCCCUGAGCCGUUCAUAGCCCUCUUGCCCUCUCACCCGGGUUGCCCCCCCGAUCUUGUAUCAUAUCCUUCUCUCUCGCGCACCCCCCUGACGGUCUCUUGGAAUCGGAGAGAUUUGUACAUAUUUGUCCUCUCCGCCUCUCCGCCCUCUCCGCGUCUCCGCCGUCCGUCAUGUCGUCCCCGACGCUGCUGGCGCGCCAGGCGUCGAUCUACUCGCUCACGCUCGACGAGUUCCAGGCGGCCUUCGCAGGCCCGUCGCACGCCGUCGCAUCCAUGCCCAUGGACGACUUCCUGCGAUCCGUCUGGCUCGCCGAGGAGUCGCACAUGCUCGCAGCCGCGGACCCGCGCGCGCGCGACAGGGCCGCGGGGCUGCUGCGCGCGCGCUCGCUGCGGCGGCAGAAAUCCGCAGCGGCGCUUCCGCGCGCGCUGACUGCGCGGACAGUAGAGGACGUGUGGAAAGACAUUCAGGCGGAACUAGCGGGGGAGGGGGAAGCAGAGGAAGGGGGCGGAGCGCAGCAGCAGGGACGGCAAAUGUCGUUUGCGGAGAUAACACUAGAAGAUUUCCUGGUGCGCGCAGGGAUAUCGAAGGAAGAGCUUAUAGGGGGGAUAGAGGCGAUAGAGGGAGAGCAGGCAGGUGGGGAAGAGGGGAGUGGCGGAGUGGGGAACAGUGCGCGGAGAGAGGGGGAGGGGGAUGCAGUGGCCCAAGGGGAAGAGGCGGAGAGACGGGGGGAAGGAUUGGGGGCGACGGUAGGUGAGGAGGCAGGCGGGGGUGGCUCAGGGGGCAUGGGGGCGUAUAACGGUGCUGGCAGUGCUGCCAUGGCGCCCGAUGCAGCAGCAGCAGCAGCAGCAGCGACAGCAGGGUGGGCGCUGUACCCGCAUGCACUGACGCCAGGGCAAGCAAACCUCCUAUCCAUGCAGCUGCACCCCCACCACCACCACCACCAGCAGCAGGGGCAGCAGGGGCAGCAGGGCGGCCAGGGCGGGGGAGGCGGAGGCGGAGGGGGAGGGGCAGGGGCAGGGGAGCGGGCGCUGCGGCAGCAGGCGGUGGUGGAGAUGGCGGCGGCAGCCGUGGCGGACGCGGGGCACAGCCACGUGGCGUCCGCCUUCGCCGCCACGCACCACGCCGCUGCCGCCGCUGCCCUCGGAGAGCUGGGAACGCUGGGGUCGCUGGGUGCGCCGCCUGCUGGGCUCCCCAUGGGGCUGGGGAUGGGCGCAGGCAUGGGCGGGGGGGCGCCGGUGGAGCGGAGGCAGAAGCGCAUGAUCAAGAACAGAGAGUCGGCGGCGCGGUCCAGGGCACGCAAACAGGCGUACACGGUGGAGCUGGAGGCGGAGGUGGCGCAGCUCAAGGAGGAGAACGAGCAGCUGCGCGCGCAGCUCAUGACGGCGCAGACGCAG
Molecule: messenger RNA, 1663 nt
Organism: Closterium sp. NIES-67
Lineage: Eukaryota; Viridiplantae; Streptophyta; Zygnematophyceae; Desmidiales; Closteriaceae
Source: the annotation of a GenBank genome assembly